AUGACUUGCGACGAGUCUUCUAACAGCCUAAUACCUAUUAAAAGAGUCAGUUCAAAUGUAACUUGCGAAUCUCACGACAAAUUUUGGAAUUGUUUAGAUGAACUAGCAAAUGAAAAUAAUAGUCAAUGUCGCGAUCAGGAAAAAAACCCAAUUGCAAACGAGAUCGACUACUAUUUGAAGACAGUUCGAAUUGAUUGCAGCCGCGACCCUUACACUUGGUGGUCAGUUAACUCAAAACACUAUCCAUAUUUAACCAAGUUUGCCAAAGUGUACCUUUCAGCUCAUUGCAUCAGUGUUUAUAGCGAGAGACUGUUUUACGAAGCUGGCUUGGUGUACGAAAACAAGCAAGCAAACUCUGAAAAUUUGGUCUUUAUUCACCAUAAUUUACCACUUAUUAAUUUUGACUAA
Molecule: messenger RNA, 408 nt
Organism: Psylliodes chrysocephalus
Lineage: Eukaryota; Metazoa; Arthropoda; Insecta; Coleoptera; Chrysomelidae
Source: the annotation of a GenBank genome assembly